Symbiodinium pilosum is the source of this 3841-nucleotide messenger RNA. The record is from the annotation of a GenBank genome assembly. Lineage: Eukaryota; Dinophyceae; Suessiales; Symbiodiniaceae.
GAUGAGACUAGGCAGCCUAGUUCGGGUGUGGUACACAGACGAUGAUGUGUGGCACGAGCGACUGGUCUUGCUCCGUGGUGGCGGGAAGGACGAGUACUGGGUGGUCACUCCAGACCAGGACUUGUAUGAGGAGAACCUUGGGGGUGAUGCUGAGGAUGGCCCUCAGCGAGUGCGAGUGGUGCCUUAUGGGACUAGAACCAGGUAUACCAGGCCCGUCUACAAGUUCAAGGAGGAGGUCACCGCCGAGUUUUUGGAGGAGAAGAUCCUGCAGGCUUGGCGCGAGCAUGAGUCCGCCUACGGUGGCCCGCCCUUGGAUGACGAGGUUGUUGUGUUCCCCGAUGGCUCCAACAGAUCUCUGUUCGCUAUUGGUCCGAGAAGGCGCCUCAGAAGGAAGAGUCAUGCUGAGCAACUUCCGCGAGGUGCCGCGGCGCAGGGAGAUGCAGCUCCUGCCGGCCAUGGGCAUGAAAAGCUGGAGAGUGACUUUGAUAGCUGGGUGGUCGUGUACAGUACACGGGAAAGCCUUCUUGGUACUCAGGUCUCGCCCUCGCAGGAUGUCCCCCUGGUCCGGCCACGCGUCCAUGUGGAGUCAAAAGGGGAGAGAGAUGUUCGAGUCCUCCCGGUCCUGUUUGAUACAGCAGAGGAACGAUGGCGAACCUUGAGCGAAGCGCUCCCAGACUUUGAGGAGGUUGAUUUUGAAGAUUUUCCUCUCCAAGGGCCUCGGACCAUGUAUCGAGAUGCAAGACAGCUGAGACGACUGGGGAUGAGCUUCGUCCAACACCAUGAGUCGUGGUUGAAGAAGAGCGGCGUCCGUGUUGCUGAUCGUUCCGUUUUUGAACAUGCUUCGCUAUGCCGAGUCUUGGACUAUAUGGCGUCUUAUGACCAACUCAACUUGCCUGCACUUGCCUCAGCCGAAGCCUUAAACAGACGCCGUUCAUUGAUUGAAGUGGCGCAUCAGGGGAGGCCAGAAGCCCCCUCUUACGAGGCCGCUGAGGAGAUUAUGGGCAUCAGGGAGUCGGUGGAUGGCAGCGUAGUCGACCCGGCAUUGACACAGCACGCUGCGAGAAGGCAAGCGGCAAAGGCGGAGGUGAUGAAGCAAACCAGGCUCGCCGCUGAGGAGCGAAAGCAUCUCAGGCAAAGAGGAGAUGAGGAGGAGCGGCCGCCGAAGGGAGGCGGUAAGAACAAGGACAAAACCAAAGGGAUUUCUCCCCAGGCAGCGCUUCGGCAGCUGCUGGCGAAGAAGGCGGGUUCGUCUUAUGGUGACGUCCUGCCGGGGCAGAUAGCUAGCUACGUCAGAGAGCGACUUUCACUUCCCCGGGAUCAGUUGGAGCCAGUGUCGUUGGAUGAGCUGUUGCCUGAGGUGGAGGGACGGCAGCUUAGGGACUUCCGUUCCGAGAUGAUGCUGAGUGAUGAAGAGAUUGCCGGGGUCUUGGAGAAGGGGCUAGAAAAUGAUAGGUACAUGGAUCCGCAACUUGAGGGUGGAGGUAAGAAGUACCAUAGCUUCAUUGCGGAUUUGGUGCGCAGCAAGUUGGUUGACUUCACCGUUCGUCCGCGAGUUCAGGUUGGGGCUUUCGUGGUGACAAAGAAGGGCGAGAAGCAGCGACUUAUCGUGGAUGCAAGAAGGACCAACAAGCUUUUUCGCACUCCUCCUAGUACCCAGCUUGGUUCCAUGGAUAGCUGGGCCAGGAUCGAAUGCGAGAGUGGCUCCGAGCUCUUCAUGGCCCAGGAGGAUGUCCGAGACUAUUUCUACCGCCUCCGCAUUGAUAAAGAGCUUGGAGAAUACUUUUGUUUCCCAAAGAUUGACCCUGUCUUGCUGAAGGAGCAGUUGGGGUACAUGCCGGACGCAGUGAUUAAGCUUCUUGAUGACAGCCAGGCUGAUAUACAUCCACACAUGUCCGUUUUGCCGAUGGGAUUCAGCUGGGCAUUUCAUUUGGCACACAUGGCUCAUGCUGAGUUAUCUACCCGGACGCUUCCCACGGCAAGAGUUGUGCAAGACAGGCGGCCGGCUCCCAUGAUGGGAAACUCCGUGGAUGGAUGCCGACAGGCCGUUCUCAUAUAUGCAGACAACUGCAAUCAUUUGGGGAUCGAUCGGGAUAGUGUUUUGAACGACCAGCGUGCGACCUCGACCAGGCUCUUUUGGCUUGCAGUGGGCGGAGUGCUAUGCGUCAAGAACACGGCUAUGGCCUUCGGUUAUUCGGGAAAUCGAGCUGUUCAGGUGCGGAUUGGGGCAGAGGACGAGCGAUGGAGAUUCUACCGUACGCCGGGGUCCAAGGUAGCACCGAGGGCUAUGGCUUUGAGAUCGAUGGACGUGUUCGAGGAUGUAGAGACAGUUUUGCCCGCGGCAGAGGGUGAAGUGUUUGGAGACGUGGCAGUUGCUGAGAACUUUCCUGAGGUGCCACCUGAGCUACUUGAUCAAGAGGAGUGGCGCCUUCUUUGGCGAGCUCCUUUCCAACGCAAGGAGCCUGUGCACCUUUUGGAGUGUCGUAGCAUCCUGGCCACCAUGAAGCAUAUCACAAGGGAUUCCCGUGGUCAUGGCAAGAGAGUGUUAGUGCUAAAUGACAACAUGGGCGUGGUGCUGGCACUCAUGAAGGGACGGCCCCCGCCAAAGAGGAAGGUGGAAGUGCUCACGUUGGAGGAGGUCAGAAAGGCGAACCAACGGUGCCGGAGUCCUCAUCCUUUGGACGAGGAGGAGAGGACCACUCGGAGCCGCAGCAGGUCCCGCCUUCGAGAGCGACAGGCACGAGUGGCCGUGCCAACCGAUCUUCGCGCCGUCCUGAAGGCUCAGGAGAAGUGGAGAAACCGGGCACGAGCUCGGGAGAGAAAAUAUGGCAAGAAGAUGAGGGCCAGCUUAGGGCUCAAGACUGUCCUGGAGCUGGGCAGUGUGAAAGAGACCACGAGGAAAGACUACGAGAAGAAGCUGAACCUGUUCUAUGACUUUGUGGCCUUCCACGAGCUUCCCAUCGGGAAGGAAAACGACCUAGACGUGGCGCUGUCCGACUACGCCGACUUCCUGUACCUGAGUGGCGAAGACUCGAACUCUGGCCAGAAGUUGCAGGAGGGGGCUGGAGAAGGGUCCCUGAGACUUCCUCGCUUCAAGAGGUCCCUGAAGGGAUGGAGGCGUUUGGCCCCCGUACAGACGAGACUCCCCAUGAUAGAGUUCGUGAAGGGGGCUAUCUCUGGACUGCUAAUUUGGGCAGGCAAGAGGGACAUGGCCUUGUACAACGAGACCACGUUUUCCACCUACCUUCGUCCAGGAGAAGCCCUUCGCCUCAAGGCGGCGGAUUUCAUUGGGAGGAGCCACAAUCCCCAGGGGUAUCGGCAUGCCAUCCUGGUUUUGGCCCCUUUCGAGCGGGGAGAGUCAAGCAAGGCGGGGAUCUACGACGAGGUCAGCAUUUUGGACGACGAGAGAGCUUCUUUCUUGCCCCAGCUUUUGGAGGACCACGUCCGGGAGCGACUGCGGCAAGAUGGGGAGACGGCCAACAUGUGGACCUUCAGUGCCAAGGAGUUCUUGACGAGCUGGAGGAAGGCUGUGAAAGCAUUGUCUGUGGACGACUGUGCAAUCAGCCCCUACCAGAAUCGGCAUGGUGCCAGCCGGGACCACUUGCUCAAGCUGAGGACCGUGGCCUCCAUCCAGAGACGUGGAAGAUGGGCAGUGGACUCAAGCGCGAGGAUUUACGACAAGCCUGGGAGGCUGCAGCAGAUGGUGAGCAGGCAUGCGAAAUGGGCAGACUUUGGAGAAAGGGUCAGACUGAAUUUCCUUGCCUACUACCGCAGUGGUACUUGCCCGCUGCCGCAGGUCCUACGGGCCAAAGCCUCGCAAGCCUUUGCGGGAAAAACUUCCUGA